GUCAAGCCAUUCCAAUGAAGAGUCUAUUGAUGUAUCACUCAAGAGUUUGCGUCUCUCACGAUGGCAACCAUCAGCCAUAGCUCAGCUAGCCACCGAAACAACGAAAGUGAAGGACCCUGCACUAUUAUAGCCAUCAAAGAUCAAGAGGAUGAAUAUAUAAGUCGAGCAUAUCCAGACCAAGAUCUGAUUUUAAUUUCUCACCACUCAUCUAAUUCUCACGGCAACAAUCAUUACUCAAAUCAAUUCUCUCUAGCAACUCACACAUAUCAUCAUUCAAUAUGGUUUUCAAGGGCGUCGGUACCUACGAGAUUGUGCCAUACCAGGCUCCAACUCUUAACCUCAAUGCUUGGGAUGGCUUGCUCACACCUGGAGCGGUUGUCAGAACAUACGCUCGUGGUGAUAAACCAAGCGAUAACGCCAAGUGGCAGGUAGCACUCGUUGCUGGCUCCGGGGAUAGCGCUGAGUAUUUGAUCAUCAAUGUUCGCAGCGGUUUCUUCCUCACCGCGACUGGCGACAACAAAAUUGUUUCCACUCCUCAAAUCUCCCCAACUGAUCAGUCUGCCCGCUGGACCAUCAAGGCCUCAACAACCAAUGGAUACGAAGUCUUCACUAUCAACAGCAAGAUCUCCAGCCGUGGCCAACUCUCUGUAAAAGAUUUCGGCACCCAAAGUGGAGCUGAUAUCCUCUCCGCAACUACAAAGAAUGAGGAUAACCAGAAAUGGUAUUUCGAUCCCAAGUAAAUAGCAAGGGUAUUAUCUAUACUAGCGGGUAGCCUGAUUUCGAAUGAAUGGAAUUCAAUACACUCUUUUUGGUAUCUGUAUACAAAUUUAGGUAGCAAACGAAAAUACAAUAGUCUUUUCUCGAUCAUUUGACCAUAGAGAUGGUUCUACGACCAUCAUUAUAUUUUCUUAAUUACACAUG
Botrytis byssoidea is the source of this 921-nucleotide messenger RNA. RefSeq lists its product as uncharacterized. Lineage: Eukaryota; Fungi; Ascomycota; Leotiomycetes; Helotiales; Sclerotiniaceae. Bases 279 to 740 code for a protein of 153 amino acids. The transcript has 4 exons. The record is from RefSeq and is a predicted model, not a curated record.